Messenger RNA from Aricia agestis (brown argus), 1764 nucleotides. RefSeq lists its product as uncharacterized. The coding region runs from base 1 to 1764 and encodes 587 amino acids. The record is from RefSeq and is a predicted model, not a curated record. The transcript has a single exon. Lineage: Eukaryota; Metazoa; Arthropoda; Insecta; Lepidoptera; Lycaenidae.
AUGACAGCCCAUGGAGAAAGAACAACAGUAGUUACAGACCCGAUACAAACUAAUUGCGGAUUAUUCCAAGGGGACUCACUCUCGCCCUUACUUUUCUGCCUAGCUAUAAACCCGUUAUCUCAAAUUCUUAACAAAUACACAAACAAAGGAUACCAGCUCAAGGAUAGCGCAAACAUAAAUCACUUACUCUAUAUGGAUGACCUGAAAUUAUACGCUAAAACUAAGAAAACUCUAGAAAGCCUAAUGCAUACAGUAAAAAUAUUUACAAAUGACAUCGGAAUGAAAUUCGGACUAGAAAAAUGCAAUACACUACACAUAAUAGAAGGACGAAAAUCCAGAAAUCAAACAGAAGGGCAGAUGCUGUUAAGUGGAGAGGAAUUCGCAUACUUAAAAGAUAACGAAACAUACAAAUAUUUAGGUAUCCAUGAAUCUGGAAAGCUAAAUCAUCAAGAACUACGGCAUCAAAUAACAAAAGAAUACUUUAAAAUAACUAAGAAAAUACUGAACACACACCUUAGCGCAAGAAAUACGAUGAAAGCAAUAAAUGCGUAUGCAACCCCAGUACUACUCUAUUCAUUCGGCAUAGUUAAUUACAAAGAUAGAGAUAUAAAAGCAAUAGAUACUAAAACAAGAAAAUUAUUAGCACUUAAUAAGGCACACCAACAAAAAGCAGAAGUAGAAAGACUAUAUCUACCGACAGAGGAAGGAGGAAGAGGGUUAUUAAAUAUAGAAUCACUGUAUAAAAGCCAAAUUAUUAAAUAUAAACAGCAUCUAAAUAAGGCGCGUGAUUACCUAAUAAAAGCAGUUAAUGAUCAUGAUAAAAAUAUAAAUAAAUACUCAAUAAAUGUAAAUGCAGAAGAAUAUGUAAGAGAAAUAGGAUUAAAUGGAAGAGAUAAUAUAAAUGAGACGGAUAUUAAAAAAGCUAUAUUAAAAAAGAAAAUACAUACCUGGAAGUCGAAACCCUUGCGCGCACAAUUCCAUAAACAAGUCCUAGAAAAGGAAAAUAUUGACAAAAAUCUCUCGUUUAAUUUGAUCAAAAAACAAAUGAUAUCCCCUACACUAGAAGCUGCCAUUUUUGCAAUCCAGGACCAAUCUAUAAUAACUAAACAGUUCGAACGAGAUAUACUAAAGAAAGAGGUAGAUGGAAAAUGCCGAAUAUGCUUUACCAAAGAUGAAACAAUCCAACACAUAGUUUCAGGUUGCGAAAAAUUAGCAGGAGUACAGUACACACAAAGACACAACAAUAUCGUUCAAUAUAUUUACUGGGCCCUAAGCAAAAAACACAAUUUCAAUACAGAACAGUUAUGGUGGAGAGAUAAGCUCACACAACCCCAAGUUAAAGAGAACGAUACAGCCAAACUCAUGUGGGAGAUGCCAGUACAGACAGACGUACAAGUUAUCCACAAUAGACCGGAUAUAAUAUACAUAGACAAGCAACAAAACAUCACUUACCUGAUAGAUGUCACAAUACCCACCGACUACAAUAUUGGCGCUAAAGAAAUUGAAAAAUUAACCAAGUACCAUCUGCUGAAAAAAGAAAUAACUAGACUCUGGAAAACCAAAGCCAUCAUCGUACCAAUUGUAAUAGGAGCAACAGGAAUGGUCGCCAAGAGCAUCCGUAGAUACUGUGACACACUGGAUGCUAAAUUGGAUCUAGCCAUAAUGCAAAAACAAACAGCUAUUUACACAAGUACAAUUGUUUCAAAAGUUUUGGGAAGUAACAUACUAACAGACGAAGGCGAAUCCGCAGUACCCUCUCCCUGA